UCGACCUUCGAAGUAUAAUACUUCAAUUACCGCACAAAGAAAGCAUUAGUGAUAAGGAAACUGUGUCCAACGAUUUUAAAAUUUUGUUAAAAUGGCAUCAGUUCGAUAUGCAGAAAAGCAGAAUGCACUAGAAGAAGAUUCAGAAUCAUUACAGCUGAACAAAUUGAAAAGGCAGCUCGAAAUAUUGGAGUCAGAAAAGUUUCAUCUGACUGUUAACUUACGUGAUGUUCAGCAGAGUCUCGACAAAAGUCAAAACGAAUUGCAAAAUUUCAUGACCGGAUUCAAUUUGCUUGCGGCUCAUAUCGAUUCACUGCAACAAUUGAAGCGAGAAGUGGAAUCACAGGAUACAAUCGAAGCAGAUGCUAUCAAAGACUCGAACUGGUUCCAAAUGAGCGCAAAGGAAAUCGAUGGCCUAAAGACCGAUUUAAUUGAACUGCAAAAGCAAUUGAACUGCUCGGAUGCCAUGCAAACACUUCGUGAUGAAACAACUAGUUUGAAAAGUGAACUUCUGAUGAACGAGCAGAAAUCAUUGGAUUUUCACAGAGAUGUGCAAAUGUUGACUGUGAUCUCCCAGAAUGCCGGUCAUCAGAGUUUAAGUUCGGCCCGAAACACGCUGAUCGCAUUAAGUGAUGAUCUAGCUCAUUUGUAUCACCUAGUCUGCACAGCGAAUGGAGAGACGCCUAGUCGAGUGUUGCUGGAUCGCAGAAGCGACGAAUUUAGUUUGGACAAUGAUUCGCUGUCAGCCAUUCAAUCUCAAUUCAAAUCAGACAUCCUACUGCAACGUGUCCACAUACUAGAAGACUUGCAAGGCCUAGCUGAUUCAGUUGAAAUAAAGAAAUGCGUGGUUAUCGUCAUGGAUAAGUUAAAACACUUAAAGACUGCAAUUGAGCACACCAUAGAACUGAACAAAAGCGGAACGCUACAUCACCGCGGUAACACUGAAGAUCCUAACGAAGAAAUUGCCGAACUUCAGGAACAAAAUGCUAAAUUAAAGAGUUUGUUGUCGACGAAACGAGAACAAAUCAAUGCCUUUCGCAUGUUACUCAAGUCAAACAUAAAUAACGCUGAAGCGGCUCUAACCAAUUUGAAGUCAAAAUACGAGAACGAAAAGUUGGUUGUCAAUGAAACCAUAUCGAAAAUGAGGUACGAAUUGCGUGUACUCAAAGAGGAUGCCGCCACAUUUUCAAGUGUACGGGCUGUGUUCGCUGCGAGAUGUGAGGAAUAUGUCACACAAGUGGAUAAUUUGACCAGACUCAAUGAGGCCGCCGAAGAAGAGAAGGAAAAACUCAACCAGUUGUUGCGAUUGGUUGUACAACAGAAAUUGAUGCUGAAUCAGCGCAUCGAAGAGUUUGAAUUGGAACAGAAGUACAAAAUUCAGAGAAAGUGAAAUUUUUGUAAUUAUAUUGGUCUAUGUUUAGACAG
This is a messenger RNA of Bradysia coprophila, 1422 nucleotides long. RefSeq names its product protein bicaudal D-like. Gene Ontology annotation, biological process: protein localization to organelle; microtubule anchoring at microtubule organizing center; regulation of microtubule cytoskeleton organization. Gene Ontology annotation, molecular function: dynein complex binding; cytoskeletal adaptor activity; dynactin binding. Lineage: Eukaryota; Metazoa; Arthropoda; Insecta; Diptera; Sciaridae. Gene Ontology annotation, cellular component: Golgi apparatus; cytosol. The record is from RefSeq and is a predicted model, not a curated record.